Molecule: messenger RNA, 988 nt
Organism: Ruditapes philippinarum (Manila clam)
Lineage: Eukaryota; Metazoa; Mollusca; Bivalvia; Venerida; Veneridae
Exons: 1
Source: RefSeq, a predicted model, not a curated record
AUGGAUAUUUUGAGAAUUAAGAAGAGAAGAAGUGCACAUAAGGCUGUGAUAACACGUCAACUUGGCAAAUUAGAAGAAUAUGCGGGCGAUAAUACGCACUUUACUACCGUUUUCGAAACUCUACGCAACAAACUUAUGGCGCUGGAAGAUAUCAACGAGGAGAUUAUGUCGCAGGUAGAUGACGUAGACCUGGAAACAGAGAUGCUCGAGACUGAGGACUAUAUGCUGGAAGUUCGGCUACGCAUUGGAGAUUUGGAGGCUCAACACCGCGCUGCCGUGGAGAUCACCCGUUCCCCACAGAUUACCCUUGAUAAUACCACACUUGAGGAGCCCCUAAAUAGUAACAACCAUGAGACCGCACAACCCGUGCACAGAAUUGCCAAAGGAACUUCCGGGAACCGAAAUAAUAGUACAUCGGCGAAUAACGUAAGUGACAUUUCAAUUCAGUCUGCAUCACAGUUUCAUAAACUUCCGAAGCUUACAUUACCAAAUUUUACUGGAGACAUUUUGGAGUGGCAAACAUUUUGGGACUGUUACGAGUCAAGUAUACAUAACAACAUGUCACUAUCUGAGGUGCAGAAAUUUUGCUAUCUGAAAACUCUAUUGUCCGACGAUGCUGCCAGUGUCAUUGAUGGUUUGAAUGUUACACAUGGAAACUAUUCAGAAGCUAUACAUUUACUCAAGGAACGUUUUGGUCAGACACAUAAAGUUGUAAAUGCGUACAUGCAAGGUUUGCUGGAUUUACCUAGACCAACUUCCCAACUGUCUAGUCUAAGACCGUUUCAAGAAAAGAUGGAGGCAUAUAUCCGUGGUCUACAGUCCCUAGGUCAAGGUCAUGAGUCCUUUGGAAAUUUACUUAUACCGGUCAUACUUGAAAAACUUCCGGCGGAGAUCAAGCGGAACAUGACACGCGACCAUGGUGGGAGUGAAUGGCGACUUCCGGAACUUAGGAGAGCGUUAAAGAAGGAGAUAAAUAUAAUAGACUCAG